Ceraceosorus bombacis is the source of this 2083-nucleotide messenger RNA. Lineage: Eukaryota; Fungi; Basidiomycota; Exobasidiomycetes; Ceraceosorales; Ceraceosoraceae. The record is from the annotation of a GenBank genome assembly.
AUGACCAAGGCAGUUGGUGAGUUCAUGCGUUCCAGAUAAAGCCGCCAAUGUACUCGUUGAUUGACAUUGCCUCCCUCUUCUGGCCGCCCAGGAAUCGAUCUCGGCACAACCUACUCUUGCGUUGCUGUCUGGCAAAAUGACCGAGUGGAGGUCAUUGCCAAUGACCAGGGUAACCGCACCACUCCCUCAUACGUUGCUUUCACAGACUCGGAGCGAUUGAUCGGAGAUGCUGCCAAGAACCAAGUCGCAAUGAACCCUCACAACACUGGUGAGCACCGAUAGCACUCUGAUUCAGUCUCGAUGAGCCCCGUGCUUACGCUCGCCUCUUCGUUUUGCAGUGUUCGACGCCAAGCGAUUGAUUGGACGCAAAUUCGACGACGCAGAAGUGCAAGCAGAUGCCAAGCACUGGCCAUUCACUCUCGGCAACAAUGGUGGCAAGCCCGUCAUCAAGGUCGAGUACAAGGGCGAGGAGAAGACUUUUACGCCAGAGGAGAUCUCAUCCAUGGUCUUGCUCAAGAUGCGCGAGACUGCAGAGGCCUACCUUGGUGGCACAGUCAAGGACGCCGUCGUGACUGUACCUGCAUACUUUAACGACUCACAACGUCAGGCUACCAAGGACGCUGGUAUCAUUUCUGGUCUCAACGUGCUCCGCAUCAUCAACGAGCCCACCGCAGCUGCCAUUGCAUACGGCCUCGACAAGAAGUCUGAGGGCGAGAAGAACGUUCUGAUUUUCGAUUUGGGAGGUGGUACAUUCGACGUGUCCCUCUUGACUAUCGAGGAGGGUAUCUUCGAGGUCAAGGCCACCGCUGGUGACACUCACCUUGGUGGCGAAGACUUUGACAACCGGUUGGUCAACCACUUUGUCCAAGAAUUCAAGAGAAAGAACAAGAAAGACCUCACCUCCAACGCUCGCGCUCUUCGUCGUCUGCGAACUGCUUGCGAGCGUGCGAAGCGUACCCUGUCUUCUGCAGCUCAGACCACCAUCGAGAUCGACUCGUUGUUUGAGGGCAUCGACUUUUACACCUCCAUCACUCGUGCUCGUUUCGAGGAGCUCUGCGGCGACCUCUUCUCUCACACCAUCGAGCCCGUCGAAAAGGUCCUGCGCGACUCAAAGAUUGACAAGUCGAGCGUUCACGAGAUCGUCCUCGUCGGCGGUUCCACGCGUAUCCCUCGUGUACAGAAGCUGCUCCGAGACUUUUUCAACGGUCGCGAGCCUAACAAGAGCAUCAAUCCCGACGAGGCCGUCGCCUACGGUGCGGCCGUGCAGGCAGCCAUUCUCAGCGGUGACACAUCCGAAAAGACUCAAGAUCUCUUGCUGCUCGACGUUGCGCCUCUGAGCAUGGGUAUCGAAACCGCCGGUGGUGUCUUCACUGCUCUCAUCAAGCGCAACACCACCGUUCCCACCAAGAAGAGCGAAAUCUUCUCCACCUACGCCGACAACCAGCCUGGUGUGCUGAUCCAAGUCUUCGAGGGUGAACGUGCUCGCACGAAGGACAACAACCUGCUGGGCAAGUUUGAGCUCACCGGCAUUCCUCCCGCUCCUCGCGGUGUUCCUCAAAUCGAGGUCACCUUCGACUUGGAUGCCAACUCCAUCCUGAACGUGUCUGCCUCGGACAAGACUUCCGGCAAGUCUGAGCGCAUUGCCAUCACCAACGACAAGGGCCGUCUCAGCAAGGAGGAGAUCGACGCCAUGGUGGCCAACGCUGAAAAGUACAAGGCAGAGGAUGAGGAGGCAGCAGCGAGAAUCAGCGCCAAGAACGGCUUGGAGUCUUACGCCUACUCGCUCAAAAACUCUCUCAACGAGGAAGGCUUCAAGUCCAAGCUCUCUUCCGAAGAGGUGGAGAAGCUCAACGGUGCCAUCAGCGAGACCAUCUCCUGGCUCGAUGGCGCUCAAGAGGCGAGCAAGUCAGAGUACGAGGAGCAGCAAAAGACGCUCGAGGGUGUGGCGAUGCCUAUCGUCACCAAGGCUGCUCAAGCCGGCGGCGCACCUCCUGGCGCUGGCGGACCCGGCGGCUUCCCAGGUGCUGGCGGCGCACCAGGUGGCGGUGCCGCCCCUCCCUCUGACGACCUCGAGGUCGACUAA